Messenger RNA from Morone saxatilis (striped sea-bass), 1187 nucleotides. It is a transcript of the gene ubap1lb, whose product is annotated as ubiquitin associated protein 1-like b. Lineage: Eukaryota; Metazoa; Chordata; Actinopteri; Moronidae. Gene Ontology annotation, cellular component: ESCRT I complex. Gene Ontology annotation, molecular function: ubiquitin binding. Gene Ontology annotation, biological process: ubiquitin-dependent protein catabolic process via the multivesicular body sorting pathway. The record is from RefSeq and is a predicted model, not a curated record.
CAUGGGAAAUCCCCCGAUAGUCUAGGCCUAUAGCAGCAUUUAUGGACAUUUAGAUAUUGAUAUCCUAGUGAAGUGUAAGUCAGACUGAACCUAAAAAUAUGUCUAUCAUGUCUGUGUUUAGAUUUGACCAGUUAUGACUUUGUAAAGGAGUGCAAUUUUUGUUGCAAAUUAUGGCUUGUGUGUGCCCCUUGGGAGGCACGCCUUACAACCUCUGGUGUAAAUGAAUGAAAACAUGUUUUAAUCAGGUCAAACUCUGUGUGUGCAUGUGUGUGUGUCUGUCUCUAAGUGAACUGAGGAAUAUGGACGAUGUCCCCCUGAAGAUGCCACAGGGUGCCUCACAGGAAGUUAAAGAAGUACUCAAAGUUAUUGUCCCUGAUUAUCUCAUCAUACUGCAGGAGACAGAGUAUGAGUUCAGUCUGGAGAACUGGGUGCUAACUGGGCUGCAGAGUGGCUUCACCAGCCAGCAUCUGCCUCAGCUGGUCUCCUCUUCAUCAGGACUGCUGCCGUCUUGUCCGCCAUACUGGAUGAUGUUCAGCAGCCCACAGCAGAGCCGCCUGGCCAGCCGCCACUGCUCCGACUUCUGGGAGCCCAAUCCUCGACAGCGUUCCCACAGCCUCAACCCCGCCGUCCUGCGCACCAAGUUUGCCAUCUCAGACUCUGAGGAUGAAGGAGACAGUGCCACAAAGAAAGCCAAGACAUGUUUGUCAGUGAAAGCCAGCUCAGAUGGAGAGCGUCCUGCUGCUUCAUGUCAGCAUGGUUUGAGGAAAGCACAGAGAGCCUUCAUCCCAGACCUCCUGAACCCUCCAGCCUGCCUCAGCAGCCUGCCAUACCAGCGCAGGAAGAACCUACGUCAGUCCUCCCUCUCAGUGCUGGACAAGUCGAAGUCUAUCAAGCAAGACUCCUGUAGAACUCCUCCCUUGACCUCAACCCACCAGGGUCUCUCCUCUUCUGCUUUGGACUCAUCAGCAGAGCUCCUGUCAGCUCUGAGCCCAGAGGAGAGAGAGCUACUGGGGGCCAUCACUGCCCGGGGUUACCCCCUCCGUACUGCCAUUAUUGCCCUGCAGAAGACAGGCCAGCAGACACCAGAUCAGGACAAAAAGAAAGCACAACAUAGACAAACUAAGCCAAACCAUAACAAUUAUCUGUAUUAUCUGUGAAACAGUCUGAAGUUCUCUGAGUAGUUGUGA